Amoebophrya sp. A25 is the source of this 9682-nucleotide messenger RNA. Lineage: Eukaryota; Dinophyceae; Syndiniales; Amoebophryaceae. The record is from the annotation of a GenBank genome assembly.
CUUUUCUCAUGUUGAGAAUUCGUCCUAGUAUCUAUCGUGGACAUUGGUUUCUAUUUCUCUUUCGUUUGAAACCGGUCUUCCCCGAGCCAAACGUGACAAGAUUUGAAUUGGCAUCAGAAAUGGAGCGUAUCUGCUGGUUUACUCAGGAUAAUCAGAUCAAUCAUCGCAGUACAGUAUGUUCCGGUGAUGUAGUGGCAACGGUGUAGUUGCUUUACCCCACUGAGGUUUGGAAUGUAUGAGCUUUACCGUGAUUAAGAAUUGCAUGUUAGUUCUGCUGCUCGGGUGGUGAACCAAAACGAUUCUCACCAGGAUAGCACCUUCUUUAGCGUAUUUUCCAUUCUUGGAGGCUGCAAACCAAUCGAGCAGCUUUGUUUCGAGCAGGUGGUUUGCGAGAAUUUAGUGCUUCAGGGGGCUUCGGCGAACGUCAAGUAUCCAAGAACGGCUCGAUUGAUUUUUCAGCGUACUGACAGGUGUAGAAGCCGCGGAAAUCUCAAUCGCAAGUGAGCGGAAGCUUGUGCGAAAAGAAACAGGCGUUUUCAGGGUUACAGGCGUGGUCUACUAUUUGACAGGGUUCGCGAAAGCCUGCGACAGCGAUCACAAGCUGUGAAUCUCUGUGCUCCGUCAGAACAAGAGGUAAAGGAGAAAGGGACGAGACGUGGAAGCCUUCGGACUAAUUUCGUGCCCAGCGUGGUGUAAUUGUGUAAAGCAUACACACGACGUCUCCCAGUACUGGAGUGAAAGGAAAUCAUGCUGGGAUUUUCCCUCCCACCCGCGAAUGCGGGGGGAACAGUGACGACAAUCCACCAUCAUCAUCAUAUCUACGGGACAUCAUCUUCAUCCACAGCGCCGAGCAAUAGCAGAGCCGCGCUUUCUUCCGGAGACGCGGGCAAUGCGGGGGGUCAAGGAGGCCUUCCGAUGCAAUCUAUCACGUCGCAGCACGACUCUCCUGGAGACGGCAGCAAUCAUCCAGCCUCUGCGCCAUCGACACGUAGCGGAAAGCAGUCACUCGGAGCUAUGAUGCUAGCGCAGAGCGCACAGGGAAUUGCACAGCCGUCGAUGCAGGUAAAGGAAACUUGAACAAUCGGAGAUGAAACUCAGAGAGAUUUUGACUUUUGUAUUCUUAUACCGUGUUCUUGAUUAACGAAAACGAAUACACCGUCUUGUGAGUUUUCUUCUUCUUCCCUUCCACGUUGUUGAAGUCAGUCCUCCGUCGUAAUCUUGAUUGGUAGUAGUUUACAACUUGUUAUAAGUUAAUCCCGACUGGUUUUCUUCGCCUUGUUUUUUGCCCGUGAUAAUUGACAUUGACGAAUAAUUUGUAUUUGGAUUUCUUGUUUCUUUGUGAGUCUCCUCUCCUCGUCUUCAGGCUUUUCUAGACCUGAAGCAGGGACAGAACGAAGACGCUGGGUUAGACCAUGCUGAGCUCGAGCGUGACCAAUUGUUGGGGGAAAAUUUGUGCCUGAAAGCGCGACUUCGAAAUAUUCUCCAGUACAUGGAACGGAGUGCAACGACGCCGUCCAUGACGCACGCGCGAAAGCUUUUGCCGGUGCUCCAGGAGAUGGAUCUUCCACCGGUUAGCUACCACGAGCUGCUGACCGAACAACUGCGCAAGAAUAGCGCACCAAUCAGCAUCAUAAAGAAGAAGCUGCUUUCCUUCUAUCUGCCGACACUAGACGCGCCAGGGCAGAAGCGACUCAAGGAAGACCUGCGCGCGGCGUAUAGAGCUGAAAGCGAAGAGUUUGCAGUGCGAAAUUAAUUUUUUUUUCUACUGUGAGUCUGAGUAAAUUCCUUUUCCAUUAUUUCCAUUGUGAUAAAUAGGCUUACGAAAUUGAAAUAAGAAAUAUGAUGUUCUUGAAAUUUAAAUCGCAUAAAUCCUCUCACCCGUACCUCGUUUCCUAGGUUCAGAAGGAGCUCCAGAGAUUGAAUAAAAGUUUGACUGCGAAAACGAGGAAAACCGAGCAGUCGGAGAAACUGAUACGAGCAGCUGCCGGAGAAAAUCAGCAGUUGCUUUCUGGCAAACAGCACUUAGAGGAGGAGCUGAUGGAGCAGAAAGAAGCGGCUAGUGAGAACAAGGUACCGACGCACUUUCUAGUACCUACAGUACUUGAUUCUGCCUAAUCAUACCACUUACUAGUACAACUACUUACUAGUACACUGCUUGAUUCUUUUCCCUUGGAGGAUUUCUCGAAUCAAUAUGCGCACACAACGAGAACACGGCUGACUUUCAGCCUGCCUUACUUUCUCUUGAAUUUGCACUGGUUUUGUAUUUUUAAGCAGUGCGUCUCUCCCCCUCCAAGCAAGCGAUUCGAUUCUUGGCAGACAAUUCCACUUGGAGUACAUUAUACCAGAGUAGUUUGUAGCACGCAUGGUGCAUGGAGUAGCAUGGAGCGCAUGGAGCAGGCGCAGCAUCGCCACGCAUGGAGUGCAUAGGGGCCGAACAAGCCCCCGGGUGGGCCGGGGGCUGUUGAAUUCGGGGUCGGUUGAUCGGCUAGACUGACGCCGCGGGAGCGCUGCCUUGUGCGUAAAGCGGAGGCGUGACGUAGCCGGCGGCGCUGCAGCGAGCUGAUUUGUUGCGCGCCCCAAGGCCCCGGCCCGCGAGUCAGUGGACUCGGAGAUGUAGUAGUUGGCUCGGGGGCUGGCGGUCUGGAUGCUUGAAGUUCCUGCCCGACGUGCCGAGCUGUAGGCGUGUGGGCUCUUAGGGAGGGGCGCCCGAUUUUCACGCAUGGAAUGCAUGGAGCACCUGCUCCAUGCAGCUCCAUGCGAUCCAUGCAAUCUAAAAAAAAAACUCCAUGCCAUGCGAGCUGCCAAACCUUAAAAAAUAGAUUAUAUAUUCUGACAGGUCCAGUCGGAGCGAUUACGACAACAGUUUCUCCUGGUGAAUGCGACCGUAACCAAGUUUCUCAAGACUCUGAAUUCAAUACCUAUUGCCAAGUUUGGAAACGAGGAGCGAGCAGUUCAAAGUACUUCAUCAUGUUCGUCCAGUGAAUAGGAAUACCUGUUUGAAGAGAACGAGAUUAGUACAUGAGUCAAUUUGAAGCCACGGUUAUUCUGCAGAAAAUGGAAUAUUGGGUAGUUGCGAUGUUUUUCACCUCCAGACCUUGCUUGUUUGCAUUUUUUGUUCGACGCCUUUUUUUCUCCCUCAAGACUUUAAACAACAAGGUAUGAAGCAUACGUUGUGUAAGCUCGCGAAGGAGUCGUCACGGUUGCAGAUUCAGUUGGAGAGCACGCUGAAAGAGGAGAAGUUAUACGAAGUGAAAUACAAGGCCUUGUCGCUCGAAACCCAGAGAACAUGGCGCAGUGGGAUGAACAGGGUCCCUCCGAGCACAGAGUCUGCAGCUGAAAGUUACGAUAAUCCUUAUUGUGAAAAAAGCUCUGUCUCCGAGUGCAUCUUGUUCCCCAGCAUUUAAUUUCUUUGCAGCAGUAACUUAAUAAUAUCACUGUUUGUUUCUGCCCGUAUCCGUGAUUAAGUACUUAGAAGGAGGAUUUACUGCGUUAUCAAAAUUACGUAAGUAGUAAGUUAGAUAGAGGAGGAGGAUUAUUUACUGUAACUAAUGUGGAGUUGUAUCUACGUCGCAAAUCCACGAGGUUGUACUUGUAGGAACUGCAACUCACGAGCUUACUAGAAGAUGGAUCCAGCUUCAAUGCAUUUUGUAGAUAAUCAGGACGGCACUUUAGUUUCUAAUGAUUAUUGGAGUAGAGAGAAAGUGUACAACUUGUGGUGUACAUUAUAGUUGUUUUUGUUGUACUUACCCAAAAUAAAGCUCUUCUAAAAAUGUGCCGCCUUGUAUGAGGCCCUGGAACUGGCGGAGGACCAGGCGCUCACAGGCCUGCCGGAUCCGCAGCACCACGAUCCAGUGUGGCGAUUGAUUAGUACCGAUGCAAGGCUCGCUAGUGAACCAGCAUCGCAUAAGAAUGCUAAGGCAAUCGAGUUUCUGACGAGAUUGACCCACAACUGCGGACAGGAGCCCGUUGACAUUUUCAACGAAAUGUAUCUCGACGAAAAAAGCGAAGAAAGGUAUUUAUCUAAAAUCAUUUUCAUUCAUAUCUGUGGUCUUUCUUCUGCGAGGGAAAGAACAAAUUUAGGAAAAAAAGAACACAAUAAGAAAUAUUCCAAAAAAAAGAAUUCAACACGAGUCUCAAAAAAGUUCUUGCCAACAAUAUUAAAGAGCUAAAUAAAAAAUCAGCAACGCCCCCCCAGACUCUCACCCUUCCACUUUCGAACCCCAGCCCCCAACUACUUAUGAACUUAGGAACUUCUGAACAUGGGAACUUAUGCGCGAACUUCUGAACCUCGGAACUUGCUAGCCCUGGGAAUCUGUUAGAAUUCCCGCGGGUUCGUAUUAAGUUUAAAUUUACGAAAUAAAACCCAAACUUUUACGAUUUGAACUCCAAAUAUUUUAAUUUUUGAAAAAUCCAGACCCAGAGCAAGAAUUUUAUCUAAAGUCUUAGAUAUGCACUAGCAUGCAUUUCAUUACGCUGAAACGCAAACAUUAACGAGCUGAAUAAAAAAUCAGCGGCGACUCCUCCAACAUCCGAACCCAACACACCCGAACCAAAAACACCUGAACCGAAAACACUGGAACCAAAAACAUGCGACGGACCCCCGUCCCGAAUUUUUCCGCUUCUUUAGUAAAGAUCAACCAACAAGUGCAACACAUGAACACGCGAACCCCUGGCAUGACGUCACGCAUUUAUGAAAAUAAAGCACGCUGCGACUUCAUCCAAUUCGUCGGCGUUAAAAUUAAAAAUUUUGCAGAUGAAAAAGCCUAAGUUUUGACUUUAUCAGCCAAGGCCUUACACUCAGCCUCAAGACUGAAUGUCGAAAGCUCCAGCCUCAAAGCUGAAAGCUGAAUGCUCGAAGUUGAACUUGAAGGGAACGCUCUAGAUUGGAAGCUUAAAGUUGGAAGCUGAAAGCCCACACCUGAAAACUCAGCAUUGAAGACUCAAAGCCGAAAGUUCAAAGUUGAAAACUCGAAAUUGAAAACUCGAAGCUAAUAGCUUAAAACCUAAACGAUUAGGACCAAAGGCGCCGCCUCAAUGUUUCAGAAUUUCAAAUUUGAGACUUCGAGUCUGAAGCUUUUGACUGUAUCAAAGAAGAACGAAACUUACAAAAUUCCAGUCCAAAACUGUAUCACAAGAAGGGGAAUUUUGACAAGUUGCAAACUCGAGCGCUGCAACUUGCACGCAAAGAAGGCCAAACCUACCAAAAGAAGAGUAAACCUUCAGGCCAGCGCCUUCGGUCUGUGCCUCUUUAAUCAAUGGCCGCCCGCCGUCCCCCCGCCUCGCUCUUUUUCCAACGAUCAGCGCCGCCUGACGGUUGGCGGUCGGGGGAGGGAGGAGCCGGGGAAGCGGAAUCGCGCCGGGAUUGAGGAAGUGCGUGCCGGGGGUGGGUGAUCCUAGUGGGAGGAGUGUCGCCAGGCGCUCAAGUCUGGUACCAAUGCGACGGCGGCGAAAUGAUGGGCGAGAUUCAUUAGUCGCGCUCCGGAAAAAUCUUCAGGUAUCGCGCAAUCAAGUACCUCGCGCGAGAAUUUGUGUUGCACCAUCGAAAAGGCAGCAUGAUGACGCAGCUGAUGAAGGACUUGCAAGCUAUGAACAAAUUCCGAGAUCAGGACGUCGCACUGAGCUCCAUCAAUCUAGUGAUCUGCCGCGUACUGGAAUGCGACUUCGCGCGAUGCUGGUAUAUCAACCACGCAAAAGGGCAAGCCUGGGUCACAGCCGAGACAAAUUAAGGCUUUUCCUAUUAUAAUCCAUCUUCAGAGGCAUCCUGGAAAGGCUUCUAAUCGAUCCAUCUUCAGAGGCAUCCAUCCUUUCAUUGAAAGACAUCCUGAUUUAAGAGGCCAUCUUGUUGAAAACAUCCUGAAGUAAGAGGCUACUCAAGGAGAAAAAGCGGCUAGGAUGCACCGCAAGAUGGAUUAGUGGAGUAGUUCUAAACAAAGACGGGAACCAAGAUCGUAACGAAAGAUUUGAAUGACGGAAGCUACGUCAGUCAGGCGUUCAAGUUACAGGCGUCGGUGAACAUCCCAGAUGCCUACGCCGACUCGAAGUUCAAUAGGGAAAUGGACAGAUUAACUGGCUACCGAACCAAGGCUGUGCUUUGUGCACCAAUAAGGACGCAGGGCAAGGUAGUGAAUUAUAGUGUAGCAUAAAAAUUGGCAACAUGAUAUUCUGAUUCCCUACUAUUCAGGCUCACUCGGCGCAAAGCUCCGACUUGAAACUUUCCUGUCAGUUAGUUUGUUAAAAAAACCCCUGUGCUGGUGGGAGUUCUUUCUUCUUGUUCUAUUUACUUACAACUAAGAAUACAACAACAACCAGAACCAUGUUUAUCCCAACGAUUCGCUAUGGUAAUACAAUGAACGAUUCUUAUGAAGACCAAUCAUCAAUAUAUUCCAACGAUUGGUAUCCCUUCCAGGUCCGCGCAGUGAUUGAGGCGAUUAACAAGAUAUCUACCUCUUCCUCGUGCUUCGACCCCUUCGACGAGUUUCUCCUCCACGUGAUAGGCUAUUCAACUGUCGACGUGGUGAACAAGUGCCAGAAGCACCGCGCCAAUGUGCAGACUAGUCUACGAAAGAUUACGGCUAGUUACAGUAUAUCACUAAAACUAUACCGUGUCUGUGGACUAUCCUCAUUUGGUAGUUGCCCUUAGAAGUCAACACGGGGAGAGCAAAGGGUAAAAAAAGGAAACCCACGCAACCAGGGAGAGUGAAAAACUACCUCUAAAAAGAACAUCCUUUUAGAAGCCGCGGAAGAUCUCUUCCAGAAGUGCCAUAGUGUCAAAGACCUCUUCAGGGUCUUGAAGGAUCGGAUGUUGCAGAUGUUUCAAGCCAAUGAGAUUAGAAUAGUCCUAGUGCACCAAACCAAGCAGAACCAAGCCUCAUCCUUGCAGAGAAUAGACGUCGACCUACAUGGCGGCCUCAUCACGAGGGAUUUUGGUACUACGAACUAACUAGCUGUAAAUGCUUAAUGUACUACGAACUAGUAACUAGAUGUAAAUGUCUAAUGUACAGUUGAAGUUGUUGUUGUUGUACUAGUUAGUAGUAGAAGUUGUACUUGCUUGUACUAGAAGUCAUUUGGUGUCUUCUUUUUCAUUUCAUACUCGCAACUUGGUGUUGAGGUAGCCCGAAGUUGGCACGUUUGCAUUCUCUAUUGAUUCUGGCGACUCGUUUAUCCAGCACCACGCAUCAUCCCUGAUUUCAAUCUCUUUUUAGGAUCACCCAUCGAAAUUUAUUUGACCACUUGAUCUCAAAUGAAUAUGAAUAUCCAAGAAUAUCUCACUCACAGGUAUGGUCGGUCUCUGCGGUGAGACGGUAGGCGAUCGAAAAUUCCAAGUUUUCGAAAAACCAAGACGGUCUUGCGGCCGUAGAUUUCAUCACGGCGUAGAUUUGGAUGGAGAAGGCAAGGUCUUUUUCUGGCCGUUGUUUUAUCAGGGCAUGCCAUCCGUCGUAAUGAUGUUCUCGUUGCCUGUGCUGGAGGCCGAUGAGCUUACCUUCAAUGCCAACUCUUCAAUUCACGUUCACGCAUUGGAAAAACUCUUCGCAAUGGUACAUGAUUUAUAGUAAGAGGUCAUCUAUUUGCCAGUCAUUUUUGCGUUAUUGGUAUAGAAAUGUUGACGCUCACAAAAAUGAGUAAUCUUCAGCCGAAGCACUAAAAAUAUGUUCCUCAUCUGGGAAUGAUACUCAUGUAGAGCCGAACAGUUUCUCAGAGUUAUUUGUUGUAAACUACGUUACCCCCGCCUCCCCCGCGCAUAAUAUUUUCCAGGCGAUGUUUUUCCUCGAGAAGUGGUUCCCGUCUUCGGCGCGCCUCGCUUUUUCCGACAAGCAGAAGAACGUGCGUUUCAAGAACUACGUGGAGUUUCAGAAGCUAAUGCAACCGACGAUGUGGAAGGAGGAGGUCGAAACAUAUGCAGUCUGCAUGAUUCAACGAUGGUUCAGGAGAACAAGGAUAAAGUACUACUAACUUGUUCAACUAGAAGAUAAUUCUGUAAUUGUAGUUGACGAGCAGCAGAGGCAGAGCCUUACUAGAUGAUGAUAAUUGUAGUUCACGAGGAGCAGAACCACAACGUUGAAGUUUGAAUAACUUUAUGCAGCAGUUGUACUUGUAGAUAUAUAAUCAAUCUAUGUCCAAAGCCACUCCCAAUCCCUCAUACCACAACUGCCUCUUCGUUUUAAUCAAAGUUUUUAGUGCAGUCGUUAGUCUACCCUACGACCUAAAGGCUAGUCCUCUCAUCAUCAUAUAUGAUAAAUCUAUGUAGUACGUUGUGUAUUUCUUCAUCGACAAGAACUUGUUGAUGUUGAAGAAUCUUUAGCUGUGUUGUACUUGUAUGGUGUGUGUAUUAACACAUACUUCUUGUGUUGUUCUUGGCUGCUAUAUGAAUCUCAAACCAGGUAUGCGAUUUUCCAGAUUGCGAAGGAACGCAUAGCUGCCGCGAAGUUCAUCCAAGCGCAGUGGGCGUCGAAACGCGCCAAGGCUACCGGUUCGUCUUACCGAGAGGGCGUGCGAAGAGAGUAUACUUUCUGUUUCCAGACAGGCGAUUGGACCUCCAAAAAGUGGGAGAGGAGCAAGGCCUUCAUAAAGAAAGCAAGUCUGAUGCUCAAUGCCUUCGGGUCAAGCGCGAAGGCCGUGGAGGAGGAUGUCGGAGAAAAUACCUCGGGGGACAAUUCGCAAGCGGGAGAAGGUAGAGGAAAUGAAACUGCUCAAAAGAGCGGUGAGGAGGGUCAGGCCGAAGGAGCACGUGGCGAGGCAAUUGAGGUAGGUGGAGACUCAGCAGCCAGUGACGCGGAAGCGCAGGGAUAGCAAGUAUAAUAUCUGCUCCGGGGGACCAUCAGAAUCAGUGUUUCUUUCGUUAAAAAUGUGAAUGAUCCACUUGGUAUCUAUGAUUAUAUUGAUGUAUAACAAAAAAAAAGACAUGCAUGGUCUUAUUGCAUAGAGCGGACUCACUAUCCACUUCCGGUGAAGCUUUCACCAUUUGCAAAAAUAGUAAACCAUUAAAGAUGGCGAGCGUAACUCAUGUUCAUAGAGCUUUUAGACCCAAAAUAUUUCUUCAGUUUAUUCGCUGCAUAAAGUAGAGCGCGCUACCCAGGCAUGCAGAGCUACCGUCAUGACCAUGCCACAAAGAGGUAUCCCCCCUUGACAUACACUGCCCGUCCCCCCACUAGUUGUGAACCCCAUAAAAUGCUCAAAUAUGAAUGUUCAGUAUAGUUACAAAUGUCCGGAUAUUGAUAGCUUUCGCUUAUAAGAACGCCUGAUCUAAUGUGCGGAUAUUGAUACCAUAGCUUUCGCUUAUAAGAAUGCCUGAUCUGAUGUCUGGAUAUUUUUGAUGGCUUUCUCACUCUUAUAAGAAUGCCCGAUCUUUUAUUUCGUUUCUACGUAUCUAUUGUCGUUUCGCUUUCGAAUUCUACGCAAAUAUCAUCAGGGCUAAGUCAUUUUGCAUUUGCCGUAUCUGAUUGACUCACGCAUCAAAGUUACACUCGAUAACCAUUACAAAUGCAUCAAAGUAGUGCUCCUCGAUAGUCUUAAUCACUAGCAUCAAAGUUAUCCUCGAUAAUACCUAAGCACCCGAAUCAGGCUCCUGCUCCUGCACCAGAGUAGCAGCCGUCACAUACCGCAUUUUCCAAACAGGAGCAUGUGACGACAUCAGACCGUCGUUAUCCUGAUCUAUGAUUUGUUUUCAUGCUAGCUUCUUGUGCGC